Molecule: messenger RNA, 5586 nt
Organism: Monodelphis domestica (gray short-tailed opossum)
Lineage: Eukaryota; Metazoa; Chordata; Mammalia; Didelphimorphia; Didelphidae
Product: phospholipid-transporting ATPase ABCA3-like
Biological process (GO): lipid transport; transmembrane transport
Cellular component (GO): membrane; intracellular membrane-bounded organelle
Molecular function (GO): ATP hydrolysis activity; lipid carrier activity; ATP binding
Source: RefSeq, a predicted model, not a curated record
CCCACUGAAAGCGCAUGCGCCUUUCAGAAUAAGCGGUGGUCUCCCCUAAAGCGGGCUGAGGGGAGGGCCUCGUGCUGGGGACCGAGGUGUGAAGGAGGGACGACGGGUGCAGAGGCAAGUUCUUGAGGGUGUCAUAGCCAGAUUCAGAAUCAACCAAGUGGGAAAUACUCCUGUUCAGAAAGGAAAAAGUCAAGAGGAUCCUGUCAUUACCUUUGAAGAAGACAAACUAUUGAUAUGUAAAAUAUCCUGUCCAGUGAGGUUGAGGAGCAGUUUAUAUUGUGGUGAGCUUUGCCUCUGAAUAAACAAAUGUUCGUGUUGACGCAGCUUAAACUUCUUAUAUGGAAGAAUUAUAUCGUAAAGAAACGGAACAUCUUAGUAACAAUCAUGGAAAUCCUUCUACCACUGCUGUUCAUGGGGAUUCUAAUUUGGCUUCGCCUGAUUAUUAAGUCAGAAAAAAUUAAUUCUACCCACUUUCCUGAGCAGCAUUUUGGCAUGCUGCCCUUCUUUUUCCACACUGUUCCAAAGAAAAGUAUGUGGCAGCUGGUUUAUAUUCCUUCCAACAGUGAUGUUGUGAAGAAUAUCACUAAGGAGGUGAAAGCUUCCUUAGGUAUCGACUUCAGAGUUCGAGGCUUUCUCUCAGAGGAUGAUUUUAGGGACUACAUUACAUUUGAAGAAAGUGCUUCCAGUGUUCUGGCUGCUAUUGUUUUUGACCAUGUUUUCCACAAAAGAGAUGAGCCAUUGCCAAUUAAGAUUAAGUAUUGUCUGCGCUUUAAUCACUCUCCACGGAACCCUGGGCCCAGGAGGAUUCUUUUUAGAAAAUCGACAACAGGCUGGCACACUAGCACACUUUUUCCACUCUUUCCAAGUCUAGGACCCAGGGAACCCUUAUAUCCUGAUGGGGGAGAUCCUGGUUAUCUCAGAGAAGGAUUUCUGACAUUGCAGCAUGCUGUGGACAAAGCUAUCAUGAGGUACCAUGAUCCAGAAGCUGCCAACGAGUUGCUUGACAAAAUCUCCAUAAGUAUAAAGAGGUUCCCUUACCCAGCUUACGUUAAGGACCCUUUCCUCAGUGUUGUACAGUUCACGUUGCCUCUGCUUCUUGUGCUGGCCUUUACUUUCACCGUACUGAACAUCAUCCGUAGCAUUGUGAAUGAGAAGGAAAGAAAACUGAAGGAGUAUAUGCGAAUGAUGGGACUCAACAACUGGCUACACUGGGUUACCUGGUUCCUUGUGUUUUUUAUCUUUUUCUUCAUUGCUGUCUUUUUCAUCACUGUUCUUUUUUGUAUCAAGGUGAAAAAUAAUGUAGCUGUGCUUACCAAGAGUGACCCUGCUUUGUUGUUUUUCUUUCUGAUGUGUUUUGCAUCAUCUUCCAUUGCCUUUGGCUUCAUGGUCAGCACAUUCUUUGGUAAAGCCAAUUUAGCAGCUGCCACAGGAGGCUUCCUCUACUUUAUUGCAUACAUCCCAUACUUCUUUAUAGAACCUCGAUAUAACCGAUUGUCUUAUAGCCAGAAGGUAUCAUCUUGUCUCCUAUCAAAUGUUGCAAUGGCAUUAGGAAUUCUGCUCAUAGUCAAAUUUGAAGGGAAAGGGACUGGCAUGCAAUGGAAAGACUUCCUGUCACCUGUUAAUGUAGAUGAUAACUUCACCUUGGGGCAUGUGGUGAUAAUGCUGAUAUAUGACACUUUUUUCUAUUGUUUGGUGACCUGGUAUGUGGAAGCUGUAUUUCCGGGGGAAUAUGGUAUGCCCCAACCCUGGUAUUUCUUCUUGAUGCCUUCCUACUGGUAUGGGAAGCCAAAAACAAUUAUGCAACACGAGGAAGAGGAAAUACAUGAGACAUAUUCACAGAAUGAAUUCUUUGAAUCUGAACCUGCAGAUCUACACCCAGGAAUAAUGAUAAAAAAUCUCUCCAAGACUUAUGUGAUUGGGAGAAAGAAAAAACAAGCUAUUAAAAACCUGAGCCUAAACUUGUAUGAAGGGCAAAUAACUGUUCUUCUAGGACAUAAUGGAGCAGGAAAGACUACCACUCUAUCUAUACUCACAGGUCUCUUUCCUCCUACAAGUGGACAUGCAUACAUCAGUGGGUACGAGAUUUCACAGGAUAUGGUUCACAUUCGGAAGAGUCUAGGUUUAUGUCCCCAGCAUGAUGUCUUAUUUGAUGAAUUGACAGUUGCUGAACACCUUUUCUUUUAUGCUCAGCUAAAAGGAUUGCCUCUCGAAAAGUGCUCUGAGGAAAUCGAUCAUAUCUUGACCAUUCUUGAUAUGGAACAAAAACGUCAUACUCUUUCAAGGUCAUUGAGUGGGGGAAUGAAACGGAAGGUUUCCAUUGGCAUUGCACUAAUAGCAGGCUCCAAGGUAGUGAUGUUGGAUGAACCAACAUCUGGCAUGGAUCCAGUGUCAAGGCGGAGUACCUGGGAUCUACUUCAGCAGCAGAAAAAUAAUCGAACCAUCAUGCUAACCACUCACUUUAUGGAUGAGGCUGACCUGUUGGGGGACCGCAUUGGCAUUAUGGCCAAAGGGGACUUGCAGUGUUGUGGCUCUUCACUCUUCCUCAAACAUAAAUAUGGUGCAGGAUACCACAUGGUUAUUGUGAAGAAACCUAAUUGUAACCCUGAGGAAAUUUCUGAACUGAUUUCUCAACAUAUACCAAAUGCCAUUCUGGAAAGUAAUGUUGGGGCUGAAUUAGCAUUUAUCUUGCCCAAAGAGAGCUCAAACAGUUUUGAAGCUCUAUUUACUGAACUGGAAGAGAGACAGGAAGAGCUAGGCAUUGCCAGCUAUGGUGCCUCUGUCACUACUAUGGAAGAAGUCUUCCUUAAGGUGGGUAAAUUGGUGGAUUCUAGCCUGGAUCUCCAAGCAAUCAAGCUCCCCUCUCAGAAAUACAAGAAAAAUACAGAUGAGGUUGAUGAUAGUGAAAAUAUUAGUGACUCAAGUGAAGCAGCUGACAAUAUUAUUUCUGAAAAGAAAUAUAGAAUGGAACUAAACACUGGGUUUGGUCUUCACUGCCAGCAGUUUUUUGCCAUGUUGACAAAGAAGGCUAUGUAUAGUUGGCGUGAGUGGAAAAUGAUAACAGCACAGAUUCUGGUGCCUCUGACUUGUACUUCUAUAGCUCUUAUGGCCAUCAACUACUCUUCUGAGAUUCCAGCGGCUCCUGCUCUCACAUUGUCUUUAAAUGAACACCGUGAAACAACUGUGCCUUUCAUGAUCACUGGAACUUCUCCUCUGAACUCAAAGCUCAUAAAAUACCUUGAUAAAAUGCUGGAAUCUAACAAUCAUGUAUCCUUACAAAUUACAGAAAACCUGGAAGAGGAGCUGCUUAAAAGGGCAGCUGAGAGUGAAGGCUUUAAUGAUCGCUGCCUUAUGGCACUUUCCUUCUUACACAAAAACAAUCAGAUAAUAAUCACCGUUCUCUUCAACAAUCAGGCAUUCCAUACUCCUGCCAUAGCCCUGGCAGUGGUAGAUAAUCUUCUCUUCAAGUUGAUUUCUGGCACAAAAGCUUCCAUUACUGUUGUUAAUCAUCCUCAGCCUCGAAAUUCCUUAGAAACUGCAAAGGAGCAAUAUUUUUGGGGCCAUAAGGGAUUUGACAUUGCUAUCAACACGCUCUAUGGUAUGGGUUCAUUAGCCAGUACAUUUUCUAUCAUGGCAGUUAGUGAAAGAGUCAUAAAGGCAAAGCACAUCCAGUUUGUCAGUGGAGUCUAUGUUACUCAUUUCUGGCUAUCUUCCCUGUUGUGGGAUCUCACUGUCUUCUUCAUUCCCUGUUUGCUGCUGCUGGGGAUAUUCAAAAUCUUUGACAUAAGAGCUUUCACUGAGGAUAACCACCCUGCAGAUGCAUUGCUGAUGUUAAUGUUGUACGGCUGGUCCAUCAUUCCCCUCAUGUACCUAAUGAGCUUCUUCUUCAUGGCAGGUUCCACUGCCUUCAUAAGACUCAUCAUGUUCAACUUCUUCUCAGGCAUUAUCACUUUAAUCAUCCUCUAUGUCACAAGCUUCAAGGCAUUAAAAUUGGACAACGUCUCUAAAAUUCUGGAUAAAGUAUUCCUCCUGCUACCUAACCAUAGCUUAGGGAUGUGCCUCAGCAGUUUCUACAACAAUUUUGAGACCAAGAAAUACUGUACCUCCUCUACCGAUGCAGCGAGUAUUUGUAAGCAAUUACAUAUUAUGUAUAAAGAGAAUUUCUAUGCUUGGCAAGCUCCAGGAAUUGGAAGGUUCCUUACCUCACUGAUUAUCUCUGGCUUUGUUUUCAUCAUUGUGCUUUUAUUCAUUGAGACCAACUUUCCCUGGAGAAUGAAAACCUUUAUAAAUGUCCUCUUAAGGAAUCCUCGGCAUUGGGCAAAAGUGCAAGUCCAAGAAUCAAUGAUUCCCACAGACCAAGAAGUGGAAGAAGAAGAAAAUAAAAUUGAGAUGUUCCUUCCAGAGCUUUUGCGUACUACUCCACUGGUUGUUAAGGGACUUACAAAGAUAUACGAGAGUAGAAAGCCCUUUCUGGCUGUAAACAGGAUCUCCCUAACCGUCCAGAAAGGAGAGUGCUUUGGAUUGCUUGGCUUCAAUGGAGCAGGGAAAACCACUACCUUCAAAAUGCUGACAGGGGAUGAAACCAUCACAUCUGGGGAGGCCUUUAUUGAUGGAUUCAGCAUCAUCACCCACAUUAAAAAGGUACGACAGAGAAUUGGUUAUUGCCCUCAAUUUGAUGCCUUACUGGACCACAUGACAGGACGAGAGACUCUGGUCAUGUAUGCCCGGCUUCGUGGCAUCCCUGAGCGUCACAUUAAUAACCUUGUGAAGGAUGUGCUGCAGGGGUUGCUCUUAGAGGCCCACUCGGACAAACUCAUCAAAACCUACAGUGGUGGCAAUAAGCGUAAACUGAGCACUGGUAUCGCCCUGAUUGGAGAACCCUCGGUCGUUUUCCUGGAUGAACCGUCCACAGGCAUGGACCCUGUAGCACGACGACUGCUCUGGGAUACAGUAACACGGAGCCGUGAAUCUGGAAAAGCCAUCGUCAUCACCUCUCACAGCAUGGAGGAGUGUGAGGCCUUAUGUACCAGGCUAUCUAUCAUGGUGAAUGGGCAGUUCAAAUGCAUAGGCAGCCCACAGCACCUCAAAAGCAAGUUUGGGAGUGGAUAUACUCUGCUGGCCAAGGUCAAAAGUAAAGGAAGCCAGGCAAAGAUGGCGGAAUUCAAGACAUUCAUCAACUUGACAUUCCCAGGCAGUGUCCUAAAGGAUGAGCACCAAGGGAUGGUUCACUACCACCUGCCUAGCAAGGAACUCAGUUGGGCAAGGGUGUUUGGUGUCUUGGAAAGAUACAAAGAUGAUUAUGACCUGGAAGACUACUCUAUCAGUCAAAUCUCUCUGGAACAAGUCUUCAUGAAUUUUGCUCAUUUACAGUUUACAGAAGAUGCAUUUGCAAGACCAAGAACUUAGUUAUGAACUGGGAUCUGAUCAGACUUUCCCCAAAUGAAGGCAAAUAUAUGUUAAGAUGAAGAAGAGAAGGUACCAUCUGGAAGAUGUAGCCACAAGUGUACCUAAAUUGGUGGAAAAGUGUCCUCAUAUUAAGUUGUGUAUAAAUGAUAAAUGUGUCAUAUUAAAUCUUACUGUUAUGAGAGA